Molecule: messenger RNA, 1071 nt
Organism: Opisthocomus hoazin
Lineage: Eukaryota; Metazoa; Chordata; Aves; Opisthocomiformes; Opisthocomidae
Source: RefSeq, a predicted model, not a curated record
AUGUUUUUUCUCACAAUUCUGCUGUUUUCCUACCUUCAAAUGUCUCAGCAGAUUCAGAAAACUACUGCAAACGGCAAAGAGAUGCUGUCCAAUCCCAGGCUCAUACCUGUUCAGGGGACUUUGAAUGUAGUGAUGAACCAGAACGUGACCCUCUCCUGCCACUCAGACUCUGGAUCUCCACCUGUCAGAUACACCUUGUUUAAACGUGGUCGGAAGGUAUCCAUUUUAAAUAGGCCAGACUUGACCCCCAGUUUGUUUAAUUUGACGAUCAACUCUGCUGAUGAUAUGGGUGAAUACAAAUGCAAAGCUGAGAAUAACAUCUCCAGUCGUGGAAAAUACAGCAACAGUCUCAACUUCACCCUUAUAGAGCCAGUUUCCAAACCAGUGCUGAGCUCAUCCACCUCUCAAGCAAAGAAAGGCCAGAAUGUGACCCUGUCUUGUCUCUCAGAGAACGGCUCUCUUCCUAUCACAUACAUAUUCUUCAAAGGAAGAGAAAGCAUCUCUCCCCCAGUCAAGAUGCAGAAGAGGGAAGCAGCUGUGAUUUUUCUAUUUAUCAAUUCCUCUAGUGACUUUGGAACCUAUAAAUGCAGAGCUGAAAAUAGCUUUCACAAUAAUACAAAAUACAGCAAAAGUUUCAACUUUACACUAGCAGAAGAGAGAAAACAUUCUCAACCCCUGAUAAUUUCUCUUGGGCUGAUCUUGCUACUAUUCAUUAUAGCUUUUGGUCUGGCAAUUCCAUUUUUCAUAAUUCGUUCACAUAAAGCAAAAAAAAUUAAGUCUACUAUGUCCUCAACUAGCCUUACUUCAACAGCAAAUGCAGAAGAGUCUGAAAAUGUCAUAUACAUAGAGAUCGAGCCUGUUAAACCAGAAGAAGAAUACGUCAACUUUUCAGUUAUUAGAGGAGAACAUGAAAAAGAGAAGAGGGCAUGUGCUACAGUCUAUUCAAAGGUCCUCAUCAGAGACUGAGUACAAGGUAGAAUCUCUUUCGUGAUUAACUUAAAUCAUGUAUUCUUAAAGACUCCUUCAGUCCUCAGAUGUGAUAACCUGGAAGACCCAGAUGGUCUAUGUUAA